AUGGCUUCGUUUUUCUUGAAACCUUCAAGCAACAGUUUGGUCUCACCUCUUAUAAUGGAAAAUAAUGAUAAGCCUAUAGCUACUACCACUGACAAUAAUUUUGUAAACCCAAUUAUUUUACCAGUCAUUAAUCUUUCUCACCAACCAGAAGUUUUGGUAUUUAAUGUUGAUGAUAUAAAGACUCUACGCAAUGAUUACAAUAUACUUGGUGUGUUGAUGGGGACAUUGCAACAUUAUCCACAACAAAAUAUAUUUCUUUCUGUUCCCCUUAAGUUAAUAAUUUGGGAAGUGAUCUGGUUACUUCAGUACAAUAAAGCUAUUUUAGUUGAUGAAUUAACAUAUCGUGAAGCAAAGCUUAAAUUAUUAAAGGGAAAUAUCAAAAAUAACAACUAUCAAGGUAAUUUGAUAACAACGCCUAAUUCAGAUAAUGAUUAUAAUUUAGAGUUAGCCAAACAUCAUCAAUUGAGGAUUCACAAUUACAUCACCAAUUAUUUACAGGAUUCGUCAAUGCUGAUUAACAAAUUUAUCACCUACUAUAAGUAUUACAGUUAUUUACAAAACAAAGGUUACUUUAUUAACCCUGGAAUAAAAUUUGGUGGUGACUUGGUUAUUUAUCCAGGAGAUCCUUUACGUUAUCAUUCCUAUUCGAUUGUUAGAUUCGAGUUUUUUGACAUUCAUGACAUUGUUGUGGGUGGAAGAUUGGCUACUAGUGUUAAGAAGAAUUUGGUUAUAAUGGGCUAUGAUAAAGAAACGGAUAAGGUACAUCAGGAACUAAACGAUGAAGCUUUAUGUGAUCUAUUUGAUGAGUCUGUGCCGUUGACUUUUUCUAUAGAAUGGGCUGGUUUUGGUUAA
Molecule: messenger RNA, 852 nt
Organism: Candida dubliniensis CD36
Lineage: Eukaryota; Fungi; Ascomycota; Pichiomycetes; Serinales; Debaryomycetaceae
Product: tRNA splicing endonuclease subunit
Exons: 1
Coding region: 1-852 (283 amino acids)
Biological process (GO): tRNA-type intron splice site recognition and cleavage; tRNA splicing, via endonucleolytic cleavage and ligation
Cellular component (GO): tRNA-intron endonuclease complex
Molecular function (GO): tRNA-intron lyase activity; nucleic acid binding
Source: RefSeq, a predicted model, not a curated record